AUGUCAGUCACCACCGCCAUCCGAUCUAGCCUUCAAGGCCCCUCUGUCGCAUUCGGCUUCUGGCUCACCCUUCCUAGCUCCGGGGUAGCUAAGACUAUUCUACACGGAGCUUCGGGGUCUUCAACCAAGUUCAAUUGGGUCUUGGUUGAUGCCGAGCAUGGAUUAAUUAGCGACCACCAUUACUAUGAGCUAUGCAACGCUAUUGGCUCCGAGGGUGCUAGUCCCAUUAUUCGUGUUCCUUUUGCUGAGGAUUGGAUGAUCAAGCGCGCGCUUGAUGCUGGUGCCCACGGUAUUAUGACCCCGAUGUGCCAUAAUGAGGUUGACGCAGCCAACAUUGUAAAAUACGCAAAGUACCCACCGCUCGGUACGCGUGGCUAUGGUCCGAUGUUUGCUCCUCACUCAAUGCCCGGCAUCGAUGCCGGAACAGCCUACGACGAUAACAUCAAUGUCAUCGUGACGAUAUGCGUUCAGAUUGAGUCAAGGUCUGGUGUUGAGAACAUCGAGAAAAUUGCAGCCGUUCCUGGCAUCGAUGUUUUAUUCAUUGGGCCCUUCGAUCUCUCUAAGAUGAUGGGAGUUAGCCGUGGUGGCGAAGAGCACGAAGCUGCUAUCAAAAGAAUCCUAGGUGCUGCCCACACCUGUGGAAAGAAAGCAGCUAUAUUUUGUACGGAUGGGUUGGAUGCUCGCAAACGUGUAGAACAAGGCUUUGAUAUGAUUUCUAUCACCACCGACGUUGGUGUUUUCAGGACUGGAAUGCUGAAUGAGCUCAAAGUGGCGAAUGGUGAAAAUGUCAUAGACAGUUCUAGGGCAGGUUAUUGA
Talaromyces atroroseus is the source of this 816-nucleotide messenger RNA. RefSeq lists its product as hypothetical. The record is from RefSeq and is a predicted model, not a curated record. Gene Ontology annotation, cellular component: cytoplasm. The coding region runs from base 1 to 816 and encodes 271 amino acids. Gene Ontology annotation, molecular function: aldehyde-lyase activity. The transcript has 5 exons. NCBI's taxonomy places the organism in Eukaryota, Fungi, Ascomycota, Eurotiomycetes, Eurotiales, Trichocomaceae.